GCCCCCUGGACACAAUCUCCUGUUCUCCACAGAGGUCUUUACAAAGCAAAAGGCGCGCAUGCAUUAAGAGUGAUGAUGAUCUUCCACCAGCGUGCAGCAGUGUCAUGCUAAGGGGAGUGAAAGCUGGAGGGCCCUCCUAGCCUACAGACAGCCGCCCACACGAGGAAGUGGUUAUGAGUUUGGGGCAGGAAGAGGGAAGUGAACCGUUUUUCAGAGAGAAAAACGUCUAAGGAAAUAGUUCAGUUCAUUCAGAGGCAAGCCAGCGUUUGUGUUGACUGCACAGAGUCCACGAACUUGGGCUUCUGGUUCACAUCUUGACGACCCCCUGCUCCUCCUGGGUUUCUUUCCCUUCCCUCCCCCUCCUCUUUUUUUAAGGAACCAGGUGUCCCAUUGGUCUGUCACAGCCAUGGCUUACCACAGUUUUUUGCUGGAGCCCAUCAGCUGCCAUGCCUGGAACAAAGAUCGGACCCAAAUUGCCUUGUGUCCAAACAACCAUGACGUUCACAUCUACAAGAAGGCGGGCAACAGCUGGACCAAAAUUCAUGAGUUGAAGGAGCACAAUGGCCAAGUGACUGGUAUUGACUGGGCCCCAGAGAGCAAUCGCAUUGUGACCUGUGGCACGGACCGCAACGCGUACGUGUGGACACUGAAGGGCGAGGCGUGGAAGCCCACCCUGGUCAUCCUGAGGAUCAACCGCGCCGCCCGCUGCGUAAAGUGGUCGCCCAAGGAGAACAAGUUUGCUGUCGGCAGUGGCUCCCGCCUCAUCUCUGUUUGCUACUUUGAGCAGGAGAACGACUGGUGGGUUUGCAAACACAUCAAAAAGCCCAUCCGCUCCACCAUCCUGUGCCUGGACUGGCACCCCAACAAUGUUCUGCUGGCAGCAGGGUCAUCUGACUUCAAGUGCAGAAUUUUCUCUGCCUACAUCAAAGAGGUGGAGGAGAAGCCUGCCCCAACUCCGUGGGGCUCCAAGAUGCCCUUUGGAGAGGUAAUGUUUGAGUCCAGCGGCACCGCAGGCUGGGUGCACGGGGUGAGCUUCUCAGACAGCGGAAACCGAGUGGCCUGGGCCAGCCAUGACAGCACAGUGGCCGUGGCGGAAGGGGGCAAGACCUCUGUGAUCACCAGCCUGAGCUCUGCGUCCCUCCCUUUGCUGUGCGUGACCUUCAUUACUGAGAAUAGCAUUGUGGCAGCUGGACACGACUGUUACCCGGUGCUGUUUGUGUAUGAUGCUGGAAAGGGGGAAAUUACAUUUGGCGGGAAACUGGACGUGCCAAAGCAGAGUGCCCAGAAGGGCCUGACAGCCAGAGAACGUUUCCAGAACCUGGACAAGAAAGCCACAGAGGCCAGAGACACCGAAUUGGGUUCACUGCACAAGAACAGCAUCAGCCAAAUCUCAGUUCUGGAUGGAGGGAAGGCUAAAUGUGCCAAGUUCUGCACCACUGGAAUGGAUGGAGGAAUGGCCAUUUGGGAUGUGAAGUCUAUUGAAUCUGCAAUGAAGGACCUGAAGAUUCAGUAAAUGCUGGGCAAUGAGCUGCAUAAUCAAAUGGUACUCAAACUGCAAUAUUAUACGAUUUUAUACAAUGUUUAACCAGUGCCACUUUGGCAUGGCAAAGCUAUUAUGCUUUUGGAAUAUGAAGUUAUUACUUAAAGCUGUAUGCUGGUCAGUUAUGUCACUUAUAUGCUGGUCAUAAAAUGCUUUCUUUCUGAUUAAGUAAAAAAUGCAAUGUGUUAUGUCCAAUUAAAGAAAUAAAAUGUUUGAUCAAUA
This is a messenger RNA of Engraulis encrasicolus (European anchovy), 1762 nucleotides long. It is a transcript of the gene arpc1b, whose product is annotated as actin related protein 2/3 complex, subunit 1B. The record is from RefSeq and is a predicted model, not a curated record. NCBI's taxonomy places the organism in Eukaryota, Metazoa, Chordata, Actinopteri, Clupeiformes, Engraulidae. Gene Ontology annotation, cellular component: actin cytoskeleton; Arp2/3 protein complex. Bases 407 to 1513 code for a protein of 368 amino acids. Gene Ontology annotation, biological process: Arp2/3 complex-mediated actin nucleation. Gene Ontology annotation, molecular function: actin filament binding. The transcript is spliced from 10 exons.